AUGCCCAUGACACAUGCCGUACACAAAAUAUUAAUGGUGACCACACCACGAGUGGAAAAUGUUCGGUUACUUGAUCGUUUAUCUUCAAGAAAAGCUACACUGGGAACUUUGUAUUUAACAGCUACCCAUGUCAUAUUUGUGGAGAAUGGUUCUGAAACUCGUAAAGAAACCUGGGUUCUUCACAGCCAGAUUUCCUCUAUUGAGAAGCAGGCCACCACUGCCACUGGUUGCCCGUUGCUGAUCCGCUGCAAGAACUUCCAGGUCAUCCAGCUGGUCAUCCCUCAGGAACGAGACUGCCAUGACGUUUACAUAUCUCUGAUACGUCUUGCACGACCAGUGAAAUACGAAGAGCUGUAUUGUUUCUCAUUCAAUCCAAAAUUGGAUAAAGAAGAACGAGAACAAGGCUGGAAGCUCGUGGACCUCAAUGAAGAAUAUAAUCGAAUGGGUGUUCCGAACAACUAUUGGCAGAUUAGCGAUGUAAACAGAGACUAUGGAGUGUGUGACUCCUAUCCUACAGAAAUGUACGUACCAAAGUCUGCGACUGCACACAUCAUAGUGGGGAGCUCUAAAUUUCGGAGCCGAAGGCGUUUCCCAGCUCUUUCCUACUACUGCAAGGAUAACAAUGCGUCCAUCUGUAGAAGCAGCCAGCCUUUAUCUGGAUUUAGUGCUCGAUGCCUUGAGGAUGAACAGAUGCUCCAGGCCAUUAGAAAAGCAAAUCCAGGAAGCGAUUUCCUAUACGUUGUUGACACUCGGCCCAAACUCAAUGCAAUGGCAAACAGAGCAGCAGGGAAGGGAUAUGAAAAUGAAGACAACUACUCCAACAUCAAGUUUCAGUUCAUAGGCAUUGAGAACAUCCACGUCAUGAGAAAUAGUCUGCAGAAAAUGCUUGAAGUUUGUGAGCUGAAAUCACCUUCAAUGAGUGACUUCCUGUGGGGCCUAGAAAACUCUGGCUGGCUGAAGCACAUCAAAGCCAUUAUGGAUGCCGGCAUUUUUAUUGCAAAGGCUGUGGCUGAGGAAGGUGUGAGCGUGCUUGUUCACUGCUCUGACGGCUGGGACAGGACAGCCCAGGUUUGCUCUGUGGCGAGUCUUCUGUUGGAUCCGUAUUACAGAACUAUGAAGGGAUUCAUGGUGUUAAUUGAAAAAGACUGGGUUUCCUUUGGUCACAAAUUUAACCACAGGUAUGGCAACUUGGAUGGAGAUCCGAAGGAGAUAUCCCCUGUUAUUGACCAGUUCAUCGAGUGUGUUUGGCAAUUAAUGGAACAGUUUCCUUGUGCCUUUGAAUUCAAUGAGAGAUUCCUCAUCCACAUACAGCACCAUAUCUAUUCCUGCCAGUUUGGGAAUUUCCUGUGUAACAGCCAGAAGGAGAGACGGGAGCUGAAAAUCCAAGAACGAACAUAUUCAUUGUGGGCUCACUUGUGGAAAAAUCGUGCUGAUUACUUGAAUCCUUUGUACAGACCAGACCACAGUCAAACCCAGGGGACCCUGCGCCCACGGAUGGCUCCAUGCAACUUCUUGUACAAGUUCUGGAGUGGUAUGUACAACCGCUUCGAAAAGGGGCUGCAUCCUCGGCAGUCGGUUACUGAUUACCUGAUGGCAGUGAAGGAAGAAACUCAGCAGCUGGAAGAAGAGCUGGAGGUCUUAAGAGAGAGACUGGCAAAUCUUCAGAAAUCCCAACUGAAUGAUAAUAAAGUCAAGACUACGCAACAAGACCGAAGCAAACAGUUCGGGCUUUCCACUUCCAACAACAGCUUAGCUAACACUCCCCAGGAGUACAGCAGCGAUCUGAAAUCAUUCCCAUCCCGGAGCCCUUCGCAAGGGGACGAAGAAGAUUCAGCCCUGAUUUUGACACAGGACAACCUGAAAAGCUCCGAUCCCGACCUCUCAGCUAACAGCGACCAGGAGUCUGGGGUGGAGGACUUAAGCUGCAGGUCCCCGAGUGGGGGUGGCUGCUUGCCUAGUGAGGACAGUGGCAAGGAUUCAGAUGAGGCUGUAUUUCUGGCAGUCUGA
Molecule: messenger RNA, 2007 nt
Organism: Charadrius vociferus (killdeer)
Lineage: Eukaryota; Metazoa; Chordata; Aves; Charadriiformes; Charadriidae
Gene: MTMR7
Product: myotubularin related protein 7
Exons: 14
Coding region: 1-2007 (668 amino acids)
Biological process (GO): phosphatidylinositol dephosphorylation
Molecular function (GO): phosphatidylinositol phosphate phosphatase activity
Source: RefSeq, a predicted model, not a curated record